AUGCAUCCCCAGCGUCCUCUUCCUCAGGCCACACCCUCCUCCUCCUCUCUGGGACAGCAGCUGAGGGACAUGGGUCUGGGGAGAGGCAAGAACUUCCUUGGAGGAAACGCUGCAUAUGGUUUCAUCCAUUCAGUUAAGGAAUGCCUCUACUUCCUCCUCUGCUGCUGGUGCAUCAAAGAGAUCCUGGACUGACGGACUGAAGGAGAGUAGAUCGAGUGGUCAAACAUUGAUUUUCUCUUUCUCGCCGUUGGCUCCUAUAGUGUAAUUUCAACCAGCUUUUAUUUCAAUGGGAAUGGAGUGUUUGAUCAGCGGUGUUGGCAAAUCAUUGGCAAGUAUAAGUAUUGUCUCAUAUGACAACAAACCACUUGA
This is a messenger RNA of Pseudoliparis swirei, 369 nucleotides long. It is a transcript of the gene lenep, whose product is annotated as lens epithelial protein. The record is from RefSeq and is a predicted model, not a curated record. The transcript has a single exon. Gene Ontology annotation, biological process: multicellular organism development. NCBI's taxonomy places the organism in Eukaryota, Metazoa, Chordata, Actinopteri, Perciformes, Liparidae. Bases 1 to 192 code for a protein of 63 amino acids.